Molecule: messenger RNA, 1084 nt
Organism: Caenorhabditis elegans
Lineage: Eukaryota; Metazoa; Nematoda; Chromadorea; Rhabditida; Rhabditidae
Source: the annotation of a RefSeq genome assembly
AUGUCGUAUGCACAGAGUUUCUACGCCGAACAGAAGAAAAUUGAGAAGCCAGAGGAACAAGCGUCUUCUCCUCUCACGGCUGCCUUCCCAGCAACCACCCCAAUCGCCGAGGACCCUCUGACCCCAGCUCAAAUCCAGGAUGCCAUUCGUCUCUACCGUUCGGUGCUCUCCUCGACUGCGUCUGCUCCAUCAUCUCCAGUCCGUCAAGCGGCUCCAAUUGCUCCGGAGAAGCCGAUUGUACACUCGGACUACUAUGGUGGACCAUCGGAUAUUCCGCAGUCCUACCGUGUCAAGUACACCACUGCGCAGGCACCGCCGGCUUCUCUAGAUCCAGAGUUCACAGAGCAACAGUUGAUGGUUCAGCUUCAAGCUCUUCAGAUCCAGCAGCAGCAGGCCCCAGAGUCCGAGCCUGUUCAGCAAAUCCAGCAACUUCAGCAAAAGCCACCAGUCGCUCCGAAAGUGUUUCAGAACAUGUAUGGCGAUGAAGAAUCGGGUACUGCUUUGCUCGAAAUAAGGAUGUGGAGCAGGAGGAGGAUGUUCCGGAGAUUCACGUUGCUGCUCCAGUGACCACUCCGAUCCCACAGCCAACUUACUCGGCUCCUCCAGUCAGCUAUCAAGCUCCGGUUUCUAUUAACAACUACCCGAAGGGAGUCAGUGGGCCAUCAGAGUACAUUGGAAUGUCAAACGAUUGCAAGUUCAUCUACGACAAUCAAAGAUCCUUGCCAACGUCAUACGCCCAGAAGAAUGAGUACACUCUUGUCAAUGCAGCUCAAACAGCGGCUCCAGUGAUCAACUAUCGCCCGGAGGAACAAGAAGAGCACGGUGUUACCACAACCGAAGAUGUAACUCAAGUUCCUGCCUCGCCAGCCGUUGUUUCAAGAUUCAGAGGUCUCAUCAAGAAUGCUCAAACUCCAGUCCAAGCCACUGCUCCAAUUGUUGUCGAACGCAUCACUCCCGUUGCCCACAACACUUACAACAGCAACAACUACGGAGCCUUCUUGCCGGUCAACCAAAUGUCGAUGGAAUCGGAAUAUCAAUUGCCAGUUCUCAAUGAUCUCGCCUCGUGCAUCGAGCACUACUAGAA